AUAACAAUAAUAAUAACAAUAGUAGUAAUAGUAAUAGUAGUAAUAGUAAUAGUAGCAAUAGUCAUGUAUUAGCCAAUGAGACUUAUUUGACUCAACCUACUGUAUCAUGCAAUCCAAAUAGGACGGAAUUACCUUCUUAUGCUCCUGAACAACCCGACCUUUCUCCCCCAGCUUACAGUAGAUAAUAAAGAAUGUCGUACAAACUGUUAUUUCUGGGGCUUUCUAUUUAUGCAAUAUGUUGACGUCAAGAUGUGAUCACAGGACACAAAAGAAAAGGCACAGGCGUAAAUAUAAAUAGACCCCUAUCCCUUGCUUUUCAUUUUCUUUUUUAUCUUUAUCUUUACUAUUUAACAUGCUCCCCACUAUCUCUGCUCGCGUUUCUUCCCGCUCUAAUGUCUUUUCUCGUCGUGCUUUACAUAUGACCUCUAUUGUCCGCUCUGAAGGUGCCACUGCUAGUUCUAAAGGGUUCAGUGAAAGAGAACAGGCUGCUGAAAACAGAUGGGCUCGUGCUCACGAUGCUGAAAAGCUCAAAAUCUUGAGAGAACAUUUGGCUGAACACGAAAAAUCUACUGCUGAUAUCAAGAAGAAGUUGGCUGAAUUAGAAAAGAAAUAGAUAUGUAAAUAAAUAAAUUAUUGUGUUGUAUGAUAAAAAA
Messenger RNA from Gilbertella persicaria, 653 nucleotides. RefSeq lists its product as uncharacterized. The record is from RefSeq and is a predicted model, not a curated record. The transcript has 2 exons. Bases 353 to 613 code for a protein of 86 amino acids. NCBI's taxonomy places the organism in Eukaryota, Fungi, Mucoromycota, Mucoromycetes, Mucorales, Choanephoraceae.